Physella acuta is the source of this 602-nucleotide messenger RNA. RefSeq names its product superkiller complex protein 2-like. The record is from RefSeq and is a predicted model, not a curated record. Lineage: Eukaryota; Metazoa; Mollusca; Gastropoda; Physidae.
AUGGGCUUCAGGGAAGAUAGCAGUGAUAUUUCAAAAUUUAUAUCAGACUUGGCCGCUUUCCUGAGUCUGGAGAAUAUCCUGAGGGUGGCGGAGACAGUCGGCGAAUGCCAAAAAAAUGCUGGGAUGUUGAUGCCAGUGGAGGUCUUUAAAGAACAGCUGCAUUUUGGUUUGGUGGAGGUUGUGUAUAGGUGGGCUCAGGGAGAGUACUUGUCAAAACUUGCCGAGGACUCACAAUUAGACGAAGGCGUCAUUGUCAGGGCCAUACAAGCCUUGGUCGAGUUGUUGGGCCGGGUGCAGAGCGCUGCAGAUGGUCUCGGGAUCGAAUCCCUCCCGGAGAAGUGCCAAAAGGCUGUGUUCCGUAUCAACCGUGGGAUUAUCCUGUUGCCCAGUCUUUACCUGGAGCCCGGGGGUGACAGGGAGGAGAGCAGCAGCGAGGAGGGGGGAUCUGAUGAAGAGGACGACGACAGUGAUGAUGAUGUUGUUAUUGAGGAUGAUGAUAAUGGAGACGAAGAUGAGGAAGAGGAAAAGGUUAUAAUUAGUGCAAGAAAUCUAAAAAUUUAAGUCAGUUAAUGGAGAAAGGUCAAUUAAAUUUUCGGGUUUUU